CAAGCAGUGCUCCCACCUCAGCCUCCCAAAGUGCUGGGAUUAUAGGCAUGAGCCACCGCAUGAACCCUUUUUCAUUCUGAUUUGGCUGCUGCAGUCUCAGGACAGCUUUGAGCCUCCCAGGUGCAGCCAGGAGGAGAAGCCUCCUCACAUCUCAGAGCUCAGUUACUGGGCUUGAAUGCAACCUCACUGAGCCUGCAGGUGCGGACUUGGAAGGUUUCCAUGGCUGCCUGCAGCAAACUCAGGGGCGAUGACGUUGAUGGACUCCAAUGGCUUCCUGAGUUCCAUCUGAAGGCCUUGCAGUCCCAGGAAUGUGGGUUUAGGGGAGGGGAAUUCCAACUGCAAACCAAGUAACAUGUAUGAAAUGUGGCAUUGGUGCCUGGGGACACAGCGUGGCCUGCGUAAAUUAUGUAACUUGAGAGCCUGCCCUGUUUUGCAGUGUAUUCCAUCUUUGAGCAGUCCCGUGGUCUCAGGGUGUGAAUGCUUGGAGUAGACUUACCUCUGCGAACGUUUCCUUCUCUGCAAAGCGGGGAGAAACGUCUCCAUUUCACCAAAAGCUGGCUGGAGAGGAGGUGGUGUGUACCGCCAGAGAGAACCUGCUGCAGCUCCCGUUCUCCUGAGCAGAUGACGGUGCCGCCUCCCCCAUGCAGGACACAGGACUCCUAGGGCAGCCCGUUUUGGCCGCCAAGGCCACUGUUUUCGUUUGAGUGUCUGGAGGUCAUAGGUUGUGUUUUCACUUGAGGUCAGGAGUUCAAGACCCGCCUGGCCAACAUGGUGAAACCUCGUCUCUACCAAAAAUACAAAAAUUAGCCAGGCUUGGUGGCGGGCGCCUGUUAUCCCGGCUACAUGGGAGGCUGAGACAGGAGAAUCGCUUGAACCUGGGAGGCGGAGGUUGCAGUGGGUCGAGAGCACUCCACUGCACUCCUGCCUGGGCGACAGAGCGAAACUCCGUCUCAAAAAAAUAAUAAUACAGUGCACAACCCAGUGGAUUAGCACACCGGCCAUGUUGGGCGGCCGUCACCACUGUCUGGUUCCGGAGCAUUACCUCAACCCAAAAGGAGACUCAUAUCCUUAAUACCUUACUUAAGCGUGCAGUAUUCUUUUGGUCCUGUUUUUCAUAAAUGUAACCCAAAUUGAGGCCCCGCUCUAAGCCCGGCACCAGGGUAGGCAGAGGGACCCGCAGGUGUCCGGCAGGUCGAGGCCGCCCCGCCAGGGCCCCGCGUCCCGCGACGCGCGCCUCGUGGGAACCGGUGCCGCCCGGCCUGGGCUCCCGGCUCACCUCUCGGGUGUGCGGCAGGGGUGUCCGCACGGGGCCCACGGGAGGGGAAGCAAGAACCUCACUGUCUCGCCGCACCUGGGAAAGGGACCCAAUUAACAAGGACCCCACGGCGCAGCUCUACAACAGCUCCCCGAACCAGCGCCCGAACCGGCGCCCGAACCAGCGCUCCGGCGCGCUCUGCAAGGAAGCAGAGGGCGACUUAGGGCUUGGUCGUUCGCGGGGGUCACAGCUCUCAUGGCUGCAGCUAGCGUGACCCCCCCUGGCUCCUUGGAGUUGCUACAGCCUGGCUUCUCCAAGACCCUCCUGGGGACCAAGCUGGAAGCCAAGUACCUGUGCUCCGCCUGCGGAAACGUCCUGCGCAGGCCCUUCCAGGCACAGUGUGGCCACCGGUACUGCUCCUUCUGCCUGGCCAGCAUCCUCAGCUCUGGGCCUCAGAACUGUGCUGCCUGUGUUCACGAGGGCAUAUAUGAAGAAGGCAUUUCUAUUUUAGAAAGCAGUUCGGCUUUCCCAGAUAAUGCUGCCCGCAGGGAGGUGGAGAGCCUGCCGGCCGUCUGUCCCAUUGAUGGGUGCACCUGGAAGGGGACCCUGAAAGAAUAUGAGAGCUGCCACGAAGGCCGCUGCCCGCUCAUGCUGACCGAAUGUCCUGCAUGCAAAGGCCUGGUCCGCCUGGGUGAAAAGGAGCACCACCUGGAGCACGAGUGCCCAGAGAGAAGCCUGAGCUGCCGGCAUUGCCGGGCGCCCUGCUGCGGGGCAGACGGGAAGGCGCACCACGAGGUCUGCCCCAAGUUCCCCUUGACUUGUGAUGGCUGCGGCAAGAAAAAGAUCCCCCGGGAGAAGUUUCAGGACCACGUCAAGACUUGUGGCAAGUGUCGAGUCCCUUGCAGAUUCCACGCCAUCGGCUGCCUCGAGACGGUGGAGGGUGAGAAACAGCAAGAGCACGAGGCACAGUGGCUGCGGGAGCACCUGGCCAUGCUCCUGAGCUCGGUGCUGGAGGCAAAGCCUCUCUUGGGAGACCAGAGCCAUGCGGGGUCAGAGCUGCUACAGAGGUGUGAGAACCUGGAGAAGAAGACGGCCACUUUUGAGAACAUUGUCUGCGUCCUAAACCGGGAGGUGGAGAGGGUGGCCAUGACUGCCGAGGCCUGCAGCCGGCAGCACCGGCUGGACCAAGACAAGAUUGAAGCCCUGAGUAACAAGGUGCAGCAGCUGGAGAGGAGCAUUGGCCUCAAGGACCUGGCGAUGGCUGACCUGGAGCAGAAGGUCUUGGAGAUGGAGGCAUCCACCUACGAUGGGGUCUUCAUCUGGAAGAUCUCAGACUUCGCCAGGAAGCGCCAGGAAGCUGUAGCCGGCCGCACACCUGCCAUCUUCUCCCCAGCCUUCUACACCAGCAGGUACGGCUACAAGAUGUGUCUGCGUAUCUACCUGAACGGCGACGGCACCGGGCGAGGAACACACCUGUCCCUCUUCUUUGUGGUGAUGAAGGGCCCGAAUGACGCCCUGCUGCGGUGGCCCUUCAACCAGAAGGUGACCUUAAUGCUGCUCGACCAGAAUAACCGGGAGCACGUGAUUGAUGCCUUCAGGCCCGACGUGACCUCGUCCUCUUUUCAGAGGCCAGUCAAUGACAUGAACAUCGCAAGUGGCUGCCCCCUCUUCUGCCCUGUCUCCAAGAUGGAGGCCAAGAAUUCCUACGUGCGGGACGAUGCCAUCUUCAUCAAGGCCAUUGUGGACCUGACAGGGCUCUAACUGCCCCCGACUGGUGUCUGGGGGUUGGGGGCAGCCAGGCACAGCCGGCUCACUGAGGGGCCACCACACUGGGCCAGGGCCUCACUGUACAAGUGGGCAGGGGCCGUGCUUGGGCACUUGGGAGGGUGUCGGCCUGCAGCCAAGUUCACUGUAAUGGGGGAAGGAGCCACCAGCCAGUCCUCAGAUUUCAGAGACUGUGUGGAGGGGCCUGGGAGACGGGCUUAGCCCAGGGCUGUGGUGGGAUUGGCUGAGGGUUUUCAGGUGCUUCCCAGCACAAGCUGCCCUUGCUGUCCUGUGCAGUGAAGGGAGAGGCCCUGGGUGGGAACACUCGGUGUGGGAGCACAUCCCAGCAGUGCCCAUGUAGCAGGAGCACAGUGGAUGACCUUGUGUCCCUCGGGCAUGACAGAAAGGAGGAGGGCUGCUCCAGGAGAAGGGCCUCCUGCGGGCCAGAGUGAGGAGGGCCGAGCAGCUUGGUUCUCCCCUCUGGCCCCUGGAGAGAGGGAGUGUUCUUAGACCCCUGGGUGCUUGUCUGCACAGAGCUCUGGUCUGUGCCACCUUGGCCAGGCUGGCUGUGGGAGAGGGUCUGGUCCCACGCUGCCUCUGCUCAGACCACUGUGUGGGGGGUGCACAGCACAGCCUGCGGGUGGAAUGUGAGAGCUCAUCAUCCAGCUCACGAGACAGUUAUUAAACCAUUCACAUCUCUGUGGUCA
This is a messenger RNA of Piliocolobus tephrosceles (Ugandan red Colobus), 3726 nucleotides long. RefSeq names its product TNF receptor associated factor 2 (gene TRAF2). Lineage: Eukaryota; Metazoa; Chordata; Mammalia; Primates; Cercopithecidae. The transcript has 11 exons. The record is from RefSeq and is a predicted model, not a curated record. Gene Ontology annotation, molecular function: ubiquitin-protein transferase activity; zinc ion binding; tumor necrosis factor receptor binding. Bases 1511 to 3016 code for a protein of 501 amino acids. Gene Ontology annotation, biological process: protein autoubiquitination; activation of NF-kappaB-inducing kinase activity; regulation of JNK cascade. Gene Ontology annotation, cellular component: cytoplasmic side of plasma membrane; plasma membrane signaling receptor complex; cytosol.